Folsomia candida is the source of this 1160-nucleotide messenger RNA. Its product is annotated as phosphoethanolamine N-methyltransferase 1. Lineage: Eukaryota; Metazoa; Arthropoda; Collembola; Entomobryomorpha; Isotomidae. The transcript is spliced from 6 exons. Bases 126 to 923 code for a protein of 265 amino acids. The record is from RefSeq and is a predicted model, not a curated record.
UUUGUUAGUCCGAUGAAUGAAGCACAACGAUAUUUAUGCGCAUAUGUUAACUGCUAAAUAACCUCAAGAAACUUUCUUGGCAAAUAGCAGUAACAAGAUUAAUAAUUUAUAAAUUAGAAAGAAAUAUGGCUUGCAAUCUAUUGGAAAAUAAGGCAUUUCUUGAUGACAAUCAAUAUACUGAAGAAAACAUUGCUCAUUACGAGUUGAUUUUUGGCAAACAAUUUGUGUCCACUGGUGGCGAAACAACUCUCGAAGGAUUUGGACAAAAAUUGCAGCUUAAACCGGGGGAUAAUGUGCUUGAUUUCGGGUCAGGGUUGGGAGGGUCGGCAUUUUAUUUAGCAUCGACCCACGAGGUAAAUGUCUUGGGGGUCGAUCUCUCACAGAAUAUGAUUAUGAAAGCUAACGACUAUCUAGACGCUGCUAACCCUCAAAUUAAAAAACACGUACAGUUUGAACUGCGAGAUGUGAAUGAGCGUGGCUUUUCGCCAAAAUCAUUCGACUGUAUUUUCACCCGUGAAACAAUCGUUCACAUUCAGAACAAGCUGGAAUUAUUCAAAAACUUCCACGAAUGGCUGGUUGAGGGAGGAAAACUAUUAAUCAGCGACUAUUGUCUUGGGCCAAAUCCUUCCAGUCAUGAAUUUCAGGGUUAUAUAAAAAGUCGAAAUUAUAAUAUGAUUCCAUUAUCCGAAUACAAAGUUCUACUUCAAAAAGUGGGGUUUACUCAUGUGGAGGUGACAGAUAUGACGGAUAUUUGCAUUGAGAUUCUAAACCGUGAUGUCCAACGUCUUCACGCCAUGAAACAAGAGUUAUUGCUAAAAUUGUCUGUUGAAGAAUAUGAACACAUUGUUGCUGGAUGGGAAAAGAAGCUAAACCGGUGUUUAAAUGGCAACCAAGGUUGGGGAAUGAUUUUUGCAAAUAAAUGAUCACGUUUUAUUAUAAACACUAAAUUGAAAUUAUAUGCUGAUAUUCAAGGAUUGUCUAGCAUAGUAGCUCAUUAUUAAACUUAAUUCACCUGAUGUAGUACUCAAAAGCGUUGAUCAAGAAUCUCCUAACCACAUAAAAACAUUUUCAUUCAGUAAAUAGCAUAGCAUAGGAAUAUCUGUGUAUGUUACUCUAGAUAAAAGAUUUCGAGAGCAAUAAAUAAGUUAUACACCACAAAA